This is a messenger RNA of Acanthosepion pharaonis, 1683 nucleotides long. The record is from the annotation of a GenBank genome assembly. Lineage: Eukaryota; Metazoa; Mollusca; Cephalopoda; Sepiida; Sepiidae.
AUGUAUUGUAUCGUAUCUAUCUCUAUCUAUCUAUCAUCUAUCUAUCUAUCUAUCCGAGUUUUUCAUAUCUCUUUAUCUAUCCGAGUUUUUUUCAUAUCUAUAAAUAUCAUUUUAUAUAUAUAUAUCUAUCUAUCUAUCUAUCUAUCUAUCUAUCUAUCUAUCUAUUUAUCUAUCCGAGUUUUUUCAUUUAUUUUCAUCCGAUUUUUCAUAUCCGAAUUUCAUUUUAUUCAUUAUCUAUCUAUCUAUCUAUCUAUCUAUCUAUCAUCUAUCUAUCCGAUUUUUUCAUAUCUAUUUAUCUAUCCGAGUUUUUUCAUAUCUAUAAAUUUCAUUUUAUUCAUUAUCUAUCUAUCUAUCUAUCUAUCUAUCUAUCUAUCUAUCUAUCUAUCAUCCGAGUUUUUUUCAUAUCUAUUUAUCUAUCCGAGUUUUUUCAUUCAUAAAUUUCAUUUUAUUCAUUUUCAUUUUAUUCAUUAUCUAUCUAUCUAUCUAUCUAUCUAUCUAUCUAUCCGAGUUUUUUCAUAUCUAUUUAUCUAUCCGAGUUUUUUCAUAUCUAUAAAUUUCAUUUUAUUCAUUAUCUAUCUAUCUAUCUAUCUAUCUAUCUAUCUAUCUAUCUAUCUAUCCGAGUUUUUUAUCUAUUUAUCUAUCCGAGUUUUCAUAUCUAUCCGAUUUUUUUUCAUUAUCUAUAAAUUUCAUUUAUUCAUUCUAUCUAUCUAUCUAUCUAUCUAUCUAUCCGAGUUUUUUCAUCUAUUUAUCUAUCCGAUUUUUUUCAUAUCUAUAAAUUUCAUUUUAUUCAUUAUCUUUCAUCUAUUCAUCUAUUAUCUAUCUAUCCGAGUUUUUUCAUGUCUAUUUAUCUAUCCGAGUUUUUUUUCAUUCUAUAAAUUUCAUUUUAUUCAUUAUCUAUCUAUCAUCUAUCUAUCUAUCUAUCUAUCUAUCUAUCUAUCUAUCUAUCUAUCCGAGUUUUUUUCAUAUCUAUUUAUCUAUCCGAGUUUUUUUCAUAUCUAUAAAUUUCAUUUUAUUCAUUAUCUAUCAUCUAUCUAUCUAUCUAUCUAUCUAUCUAUCUAUCUAUCUAUCUAUCUAUCCGAGUUUUUCAUAUCUAUUUAUCUAUCCGAGUUUUUCAUAUCUAUAAAUUUCAUUUUAUUCAUUUUCUAUCUAUCUAUAUCUAUCUAUCUAUCUAUCUAUCUAUCCGAGUUUUUCAUAUCUAUUUAUCUAUCCGAGUUUUUUCAUAUCUAUAAAUUUCAUUUUAUUCAUUAUUUUUAUCUAUCUAUCUAUCUAUCUAUUUCUAUCUAUCUAUCCGAGUUUUUCAUAUCUAUUUAUCUAUCCGAGUUUUUUCAUAUCUAUAAAUUUCAUUUUAUUCAUUAUCUAUCUAUCUAUCUAUCUAUCUAUCUAUCUAUCUAUCUAUCUAUCUAUCUAUCUAUCCGAGUUUUUUCAUAUCUAUUUAUCUAUCCGAGUUUUUUCAUAUCUAUAAAUUUCAUUUUAUUCAUUAUCUAUCUAUCUAUCUAUCUAUCUAUCUAUCUAUCUAUCUAUCCGAGUUUUUUCAUAUCUAUUUAUCUAUCCGAGUUUUUUCAUAUCUAUAAAUUUCAUUUUAUUCAUUAUCUAUCUAUCUAUCUAUCUAUCUAUCUAUCUAUCUAUCUAUCUAUCUAUCUAUCUAUCUAUCUAUCUAUAUUUAUGAAAAUACAUGCGUAUUGA